Molecule: messenger RNA, 1504 nt
Organism: Xyrauchen texanus (razorback sucker)
Lineage: Eukaryota; Metazoa; Chordata; Actinopteri; Cypriniformes; Catostomidae
Product: aquaporin-8-like
Exons: 5
Coding region: 505-1323 (272 amino acids)
Biological process (GO): water transport; transmembrane transport
Cellular component (GO): plasma membrane
Molecular function (GO): water channel activity
Source: RefSeq, a predicted model, not a curated record
CAUUUCUGUCAGUGAGACCCUUAAGAGAAACAUUAACCCAAAACGACCUUGUGCUGUUAUUUACUGCUACAGGAACCCCGAUUUACUGCAAAAGAGGGAGAGCAGAGUGCAGUACUGCGAUAAGUGCAUGCAGACAAAUGACUGGACAGACAAAAUUGCUUAAGGCCACACUGAAAUACAGACCAAUCCAUAGUAUGCAUUAGAAUGAUAAAGUUUGGGAAACUGCAUUAGCCCAGAUCAAUUCAAUUACAUAAGACAAGCUAGCAGACCUUGAGUGACAUGAGUGUUGGUUAUACAAAUUUUAUUAGCCUCUGUUGUGUAAUAUCACGCUGGUGGAUGAUAAGCUAUAUCCUGAACCCGUCACCCCUGAAACAAUGCUCUCUACCGCUGUAAUUGUUUAGUGUAUUUUCCCAAGCCACUGGGAGUGACGAAGGGGGAGACUGUUGGCCCGCCUUACGCCCACCCCAUCCGCCAUACACCUUUAUCAGUACAAAACUGCCGCACAUGUGCACAGACCACCUGAAGUUUCGCACAGACAAAAUGACAUCAACAGAGUCAAAGUCAGAGCUUUUUACUGUAGCCUCUGGCAAUGGAGGGGACAGCCUUCAAAAUCAGCCUAAGAGAGGGUCCUUCUUUGAGCAUUACAUUCAGCCAUGCCUGGCAGAGAUCCUCGGCUCCACUCUCUUCAUGUUUGUGGGCUGUGUGUCAGUGAUGGGCAAUGUGGGCAUCAGUGGAAGCAUCCAGCCUGCCCUGGCACAUGGACUAGCACUGGCUAUCGCAAUUGCAAUUUUUGGUGAAAUCAGUGGCGGUCACUUCAAUCCAGCUGUGUCUGUGUGUGUUUACCUCAUCGGAGGAAUGGAAUUAAUUUUCCUGGUGCCAUAUGUUCUCUCACAAAUGUUAGGUGGACUGAUUGCCGCCGGCCUUGCCAAAGCUGUCACUACAAGCAUGGCAUAUGAAAAUGCAUCUGGAGCAGCAUUCAAUGCAGUUCAGGCCACUGAUGGCAUUGGCUCUGCGACUGUGGCAGAGAUGAUAAUGACACUCUUCUUGACAAUGGUUGUCAGCAUGGGCGCUAUUAAUGGAAGGACCCGAAGUCAACUUGCUCCUUUCUGCAUUGGACUUACUGUGACUGCAAAUAUCUUGGCUGGGGGUGGAAUCUCUGGAGCAUGUAUGAAUCCAGCACGGGCAUUUGGGCCAGCAGUGGUGUCUGGUUACUGGACACACCACUGGAUAUAUUGGGUGGGACCUUUGACUGGUGCUCUAGUCACUGUCAGCUGUGUGAGGUUGAUAAUGGGAGACAAGAAGAUUCGUGUUGUUUUUAAAUGAUGGAGGUGGCAUCACGUGCUGAUUCAAGAUAACAUGUAAAGCUAUGUAAAGCAUUGUGUGAUAUUUUUCAACGUUUAUUUUAGUACUAUCUUCUAAAGUUCAUUGUAUCUUUCAAGAAUUUUGUUUUGUUUUAGUUUUUAUAUAGCCUGCCAUUAUGUAUUCUAAUAUUUUAUGUUAAUAA